Messenger RNA from Ilex paraguariensis (yerba mate), 204 nucleotides. The record is from the annotation of a GenBank genome assembly. NCBI's taxonomy places the organism in Eukaryota, Viridiplantae, Streptophyta, Magnoliopsida, Aquifoliales, Aquifoliaceae.
AUGAAUUUGGUGCCUGUGAUUUGUGUUGGGUGUUGGUAUGUUGAUGAGAAUCAUCUUGUCGGUGUUGUGAUGGUUGCCAGAGGUGGUGUGACGCGAUUCAUCGUCGGAUUGGUUCUCGUCGAAUGGCUUGGUUUCGCUGUGGUGUUCUCUGAGUGGUUUUGUUGGAUCACAGGCAUCAUUGUGAUUGCGUGUGGUGUGGCGUGA